AUGGGCAUCCGUCAGACGUCCCGUAUCGUAGCCGCACUGGCUUCAGUUGCAUCCGUUGCCGCACACGGCCAUGUAACGAACAUCGUCAUCAACGGCGUCUCCUACCGUAACUACAUCCCAACACAAGACCCAUACACCAACAACCCACCUCUGGUUGCCGGAUGGUCUGCUGACCAGAAGGACAACGGUUUUGUCGACCCAAGCGCUUACAACGCACCCGAUAUUAUCUGCCACAAACAAGCCGCCUCCGGCAAAGGUCGCAUCACUGUAGCUGCCGGCGAUACGAUCCAGCUCCAAUGGACCGAGUGGCCAGACAGUCAUAAAGGCCCUGUCAUGGACUUCCUGGCCAACUGCAACGGCCCAUGCAAUGCCAUUGACAAAACAGCCCUCCGUUUCUUCAAGAUCGACGGUGCCGGCCUCAUCGACCCUCCUCAGCAAACCAACAAGUGGGCUGCGAGUGCCCUCAUCGCCAACGGGAACGCGUGGCUCGUUCGCAUCCCGUCUAAUAUUGCACCAGGCCACUAUGUCCUCCGCCACGACAUCAUUGCCCUCCACAGCGCCGGCCAACAGAACGGAGCCCAGAGCUAUCCCCAGUGCAUCAACCUGGAGAUCACGGGUGAAGGCACGUACAACCCCCCUGGAGUUCUAGGCACCGCGCUUUAUGGAGCGAACGAUCCUGGUAUCUACUACAACAUCUACCGUGACAAUCUCAAUGACUAUGUCAUCCCUGGGCCAGCAAUCAUCUCUGGUGGUGUCUCGAUGGUACCACAGAGCAGGAUCGCGAUCACUGCUUCCGCAAGCGCGACGCCGUAUGGCACCACGGUUAUUGCUUCAUCUUCCCGGGCUGCGAGCAGUGCUGCUGCCUCUAGCUCUGAGAUUACUACUAGCUCUUCCGCCAGCUCUUCUGCUUCCACUUCAACAUCGAGCAAGAACACCGGUAGCAGCACUCCGACAAGUACCAUUGUCCGAACAUCCACCUCGACACUGACGACCUUGAAAACCCUCACCAGCGUGACUCCGACUACCACCAAACCACCCUCGAACGGCGAGGUCACUCAGGGUCUGUACCAGCAAUGCGGCGGCAAUGGCUGGACCGGUCCGACGGCAUGCCCAGCAUACGCCGCUUGUUCCACCAUGGACUCGUACUACGCACAGUGCAGACCUACGCCAGCUGCUGGUGGAGGUCAGCCUUUGUAUGCGCAGUGUGGAGGAAACGGAUACACCGGAGAGACUCAAUGUGUGUCGGGGUCCCAGUGCACUGUCAUCAACCCUUGGUAUUCCCAGUGUCUGCCUUGA
Molecule: messenger RNA, 1296 nt
Organism: Colletotrichum chrysophilum
Lineage: Eukaryota; Fungi; Ascomycota; Sordariomycetes; Glomerellales; Glomerellaceae
Exons: 1
Coding region: 1-1296 (431 amino acids)
Biological process (GO): carbohydrate metabolic process
Cellular component (GO): extracellular region
Molecular function (GO): cellulose binding
Source: RefSeq, a predicted model, not a curated record